UGCAAACACGCUGCCUCCUGAAACACCAACAAGAAACCUGCUACAGCUUCUACAUCUGCUAAAACAGAUCAAAAAAACAUAAAACAUGCCGAAAGCAAAGAAGUCAGGGAAGAGGAAGAAGUUCGACUAUAAUCAGGACCGGAAGAAGAUGAAGAAACAAUACAUCAAGAAAUGUAACCCGAGAAUAGAGAAUUCACAGAUCCGAAAUGCUUGGGACGACAAGAAGUCAACGGCCAGGAACUUGCAGGCGAUGGGUCUGGCUUUUGAUCCGAACCGCGCUCUGCCAAUUAUAAAGCCCAGACUCCUUGGUGGUGUCCACACGACCACAGCUCCUGUCGGCAUCGUGACCAAACCUUACGUCCUCAACCGUAAGUUUAUGCAAGCCAACCGUCCGGAGAAAGACUCGAAGACGUUAUCAUCCGACCUCAUCGAGUACGCUCAGUACAUGAUCCGAGAACACAAAGACGACUUCAAGGCGAUGGCCAGAGAUGAGAAGAACUACUACCAGGACACCCCCAAACAGAUCAAGAGGAAAAUCAACGAGUACAAACGGGCCACGCCUGCUCACUACGACGCCUUCAUCAAGUCGCUCGCACCUCCAGAGCCCAUGGCCCAGGAAUAAAAAGCUUCAGCUUCAACCCUGACUGUAAUAUAUUAUUAUUAUAUAUAUUAUUCUGCUCUGCAUCAGGAUGAGACUUCAGACUGGGACUAAAGUUCAGAAGAGCUCCUCAUUGUGUUUUCUGUCCCUUUUCUGUUGAGAUCUCCUUUAAAAUCUCCAAAAACCAUGACUGGACUGAUCUGUCAUUUAAAUACCGUGAAGCUUAUUUUAAGUUUCAUGUAAUUUCCCUGCAACCUCUUUUUCUUCUUUUUACUGCAAGUUUUGUGUCGUAAACAUAUUUUCCAGCCGUGUUUCCAUGAAAAGAAAAGAAAAAAACCUUCAUUCAUAACUCGGUUAGCCCAGUUUGUGUUAAUGAACUUUGACCAUCUGGGUCAGAAUAACAUGGUUUAGGUCAAAAACUAUUAGAGAUAUUAAAACAUGUUAUUACAGAGUGUAAACUUCUCUGUUGAUGCUGUAUGAAGAGGUGAAGUAAUAUGAUUUAGACAGAAAGAGAAGA
Molecule: messenger RNA, 1115 nt
Organism: Scomber japonicus (chub mackerel)
Lineage: Eukaryota; Metazoa; Chordata; Actinopteri; Scombriformes; Scombridae
Gene: nop16
Product: NOP16 nucleolar protein homolog (yeast)
Biological process (GO): ribosomal large subunit biogenesis
Cellular component (GO): nucleolus
Source: RefSeq, a predicted model, not a curated record